This is a messenger RNA of Oppia nitens, 1706 nucleotides long. RefSeq names its product interferon-induced, double-stranded RNA-activated protein kinase-like. Gene Ontology annotation, molecular function: protein kinase activity; ATP binding. The transcript has 3 exons. Lineage: Eukaryota; Metazoa; Arthropoda; Arachnida; Sarcoptiformes; Oppiidae. Gene Ontology annotation, biological process: protein phosphorylation. The record is from RefSeq and is a predicted model, not a curated record. Bases 112 to 1629 code for a protein of 505 amino acids.
GUUGUUUUUUAUUGAAAUGAAUCAUUUAUUUUUUAAAAAAAGAUUCAUAACAAGUAAUCAUUUUAAUAUAAUUAAGUAAAAUGUAAUGCUAUUGUCUCCUUAAACUAAACAAUGGGCGACAAAUGGCAAAAGCAUUUGCCUAAAAAUGAUGGCAAAUGUGAAAGAGAUUUUGAGUUUAUCCAUGAGUGCGGAACCGGUAGUUUUGGACGCGUAUUGAAAGUCAAACAAAAAAAUGAUCAAACAAUACACGCCAUUAAAAUUAUAACAGAAGAGAUCAAUGAUAGCAAUUUCGAGACAUACAUUCAAGAGUAUCAGGUGCUCAAUGAAAUCAGACAAACAAAAGGAUCCGAUUUUGUGGUCCAGUUUCGCGACGCAUGGAUUGAUAGAAAUCUGAUUCACAUUCAGACAGAGUUUUGUGAUCACAAUUUAAGAGACAUUAUAAACAACAAGAAUAUCCUGUUUAAGGAAAGUCGUGUUGACUACAGUUGGGCACUGAUUGAGUAUUUCCUCUCUUGUGAAUUACACGAACAGCUCGUCAAUUGUCUCAACUAUUUGCACACAUUUUCGGCGCCAAUCAUUCACAGAGAUCUUAAACCGGAAAAUGUUUUGGUCAUUGAAAAUGUGAUGGUCAGGGAUCAGCCAUUUCUUAAAAUAUGUGACUUUGGUUACGCCAAACUUCAGAAGUUUAGCGGACAGUCCAACACCAGAGACAAGGGAACAGUUAGAUAUAUGGCACCCGAAGUGGUUCACAGCAAAUAUUAUGAUAUCAAAUCGGAUAUUUAUAGUCUGGCACUGAUAUGUCAGGAUAUAUUUGAUAUUAACCUCUACUCUUUCAAAAAGUCAUUGCAAUGCAAACAUUCAAAACUCAUUGAAAAGUAUAAAUUAAUGGAACCAUUGGUGUUGGAUAUGCUUAAGUACCCGUCCUAUGAUGACCGACCCAAUUGUCAUCAGAUACUUGAAAGGAUUAAGGGAUGGUAUCUCAACGAUGAGAAUAUAAUGUCUAUAACACAACAAUCGGAUGUUUUUAAAAUUAUUGAAAAUUACAAAAUCAAAUUUUUCCAUAACUUUCUCGUCAAUAAACUUAACGCUAGACUUUCAUCCGGUAGUGAUGUUGUUAUCUGUGAUUCAAUUGACAGCAACGAAGACACUGAUUUGAUUGAUGAUAAUAUGAAAUCCCUGUCCAUUGACGACACAUUUCACGAAGUAAGCCAAUUGAAUGCUACACCGGGCGAUAUAAUUGAAGUCAAGGAUAGGGAUAAUAGUGAGUCGACCACCAUUUGGGCCAUCUAUGUAGACAACAAUGAGGUGAUCUAUUGUUCGCCCAGUGAUGGAGAUAAUGAUAACGUGAUAGUAAAAGACAAUAUAAACAAUGUUACUCAACAAAAGUACUGUAGAGUCAAUAAUUUGGUACAGUUUUCCCAAACAAAAGGUGUUGUCAUUCAAGAUACCGGUGCUAUCAUCGGAAAAGCAGUGGAAAUGUGGCAAAAUUUUGGUCUCCGUCGGACACUAUUCAACAGUUGUGACCAUAAUUUGCGAAUACAUUUCGUUACCAAAUGUCGGUUUGGUUGGGAAUUUUGCCAACGGUUUGAGUGUUGCGGUCAACAGGAAGUCAGUCUAUUUGAACUCUAAUUAUAAAUAAUUUUUUAAAAAAUUAUCCAAAAAUAUUUUUUCUCCGGAUAUCCAGUCAAUACAAUGACAUAAAAUAA